Molecule: messenger RNA, 1947 nt
Organism: Colletotrichum siamense
Lineage: Eukaryota; Fungi; Ascomycota; Sordariomycetes; Glomerellales; Glomerellaceae
Gene: Hspa12b
Product: Heat shock 70 kDa protein 12B
Exons: 8
Coding region: 1-1947 (648 amino acids)
Molecular function (GO): ATP binding; ATP-dependent protein folding chaperone
Source: RefSeq, a predicted model, not a curated record
AUGGCAAAAACGGACUACGCAAUUUACGAGAGUCCCCUCCCCAAUCGUUCCAGGGCGGACCUGGCCAAAAGUCAUAGCGACAGCAACAUUAGCAGCUCUACGACUCUGAACAACAACGACAACAACAACGGGGGUGGUGGCUACAAGAAUCAAGUGGGAGACACUGCCGAGGAUAUCCUUGUCAUUGGAAUUGAUUUCGGCACUACAUGCUCCGGAGUCGCGUGGGCAACCGUGGCAGACUUUGCCGGCGAUGCAAUCAAAUUGGUUAGCUGGCCAUACAGCGACCAAGAAGAGGGCAAGGUGCCUACAGAGCUCCAUUACGAGAAUGGUAAAGUCAUGUGGGGGUACGAUAUCCCCUUAGAAGUAGAACCGGUUCGCUGGUUCAAGCUUCUCUUGGUGAAAGACGAAGAUCUGAGCGCAGAGUUGCGUGAGUCAGAGUCUCUGAUUCGCGCGCGCAAAUACCUUCGCCAGACUCGCAAGAGAGCAGUCGACCUCAUCGCCGACUAUCUUCGAGCUUUGUUUCAACACACUCUCCACACCAUCCAGAAAGCCCGCGGGGAGUCAGUUGUGGACGCCUUGCGCUUCCAUGUUGUCAUCACGGUCCCCGCAAUCUGGAAAGACUACGCUAGGCAAGGCAUGGGAGAGGCUGCGAGGUUAGCUGGUAUCAUGGACUUUCGUUCAGCUGGACAGACCAUCCUUACGUUCGCCCCUGAGCCUGAGGCAGCAGCUCUCUCAACGCUGUCUGAGCCCGGUAGAAACCCAAAGAAAGACGAAGUCUUCAUCAUCUGCGAUGCAGGCGGCGGAACGGUAGAUUUGAUUAGUUACGAGGUGACUAACAGCAAGCCUCUUGCCAUCGAAGAGGCUGUUGAGGGUACUGGUCGUUUAUGUGGUGGUAUAUUCAUCGACGAGGCUUUCGAGACGGCCUGUAGAGAUCGCAUUGUGAGACAGUGGUCUCAUCUUAGCCCCCACGGUAUCAAGGAGAUCAUGCAGAAAUGGGAAGUGGGAAUUAAGUCUCAAUUCAAUCCCGGCGAUCAGCACAAGGAGUACCCCAUUGGUAUUCCGGCUGAGGCUUUCAAAGGUUCUACGUCUAGUCUUACCGACUUAUCCAAGCAGCCGCUGAUCAGGAACGGGAGGAUUCAUUUCCAAGAGUCCCACAUUAAGAAAACAUUUGCAGACUCUUUCAAAGGAAUCGACGAACUUGUCGAUAAUCAACUCAGUAUGGCUCGCCGGCAAGGAUUGAAGGUGACAGGCAUCAUUCUGGUUGGGGGACUUGGUUCAAGCCCGUACUUGUACGAACAUCUCAAAGCGAAAUAUUCCGGGCCGACUACCUCUAUUCUACAAUCUGGCGGAACGAAACCCAAAACUGCAAUUUGUCGCGGUGCAGUCUACAAAGGCUUCCUAGAAGGCCAUGCUACCUUUGACGAAAAGGCGUUAGCAAAGAUCGAGACGCCCAUCAAGGUUACUUCCACGGUAUCUCGUUCAAGCUACGGGAUCAAAUACUCAAUCGUGUAUGACCCGAUGAAGCAUCGCCGCGAAGACAGGAUGUGGGAUGACCUAGAAAAGAAGUGGAUGGCCACAAAUCAAAUGAAAUGGUAUUUGCAAAGGGGGGACGUUGUCUCCAAGAAAGACCCAGUCCGAGAAAAGUAUUACGAGUUGUACAGAAGGAUGGGCGAUUUUGACGGAAAGCUCAACGUCACGCUGUGGACAUGCGAAGAAAACGAACCACCUGAACGGAAAGACUUUCGGGUAAACUCCCAGAGCAAUUUCCAGAUGAAGGUUGAAGCAAAAUUCUCAGAACUGCCAGAUUUCAAGACUGCAAGUGGCAUUGUGGUUAAGAAGCUAACCUAUGAGAUUGAAAUGAUUCCAUCGGGAGCAUCAUUGGACAUUGCGGUAUACAUGAAUGGCGAGAAGCUUGGGAGCCAAAACGCGAGCGUCCAAUUUGUAUGA